Molecule: messenger RNA, 2130 nt
Organism: Klebsormidium nitens
Lineage: Eukaryota; Viridiplantae; Streptophyta; Klebsormidiophyceae; Klebsormidiales; Klebsormidiaceae
Source: the annotation of a GenBank genome assembly
AUGCGCUCUACCCUAGAAAACUUCCCCUACCCGCACUCUGAUGCAAUGCAGGCGGCUUUCCUGGCGGUGCUUUUGACAGUCCGGAAAGACGAACAGGGGCAGAUCUUACGGCCCUGGUUGGGCGAAUUGCUGGGCUCGAACGAAGCCUGGUAUGAAGAUGUGCUAAACGGGAUCUUUGGAGCGCAAGCACAUCAGAGGAGGCUCGACGAAAGAAUAUCCGCACCGGCGCGCGGUAUUGAUCCGCAGGGCAUCUCCGCUCAUGGGCUUCUGUCGGGCAGUCCCGGUGCUCAAAGGGAAUGCGCAUUCAAGGCGCCCCGGCGGGGUGAGGGGAGAGCCAACACACUGGCCAACCAACGAGUCCAGAGCGCGCCCGCAGCCCCUCCGUUCCCAACGAAUACUCCCGUGCAAUCGCCCUUCGUCAGCGCCCCGGUACCAAACCUCCCCCCGAGUAACCCGGUAGACGCGCCCCUGGGUCCGAAGAAGAGCUUCCCAGCUGUAUCCUGGGGGCAGCUUGGCUCUCCUCAAGUGAGCAAGACCUCGGCUUUCGGAACGACGGCCGUUCCUUCGCAGACGCUUUCAGUCGAGGGGGCAGGGGACCGGGACAAGGGUGCCCCAGGAAACGGCGGGUUGACACGUGGCGGAACAGGAGGAGGCUGUGGGCAGGUGGAUUCUGCUACAGAGAGGUGGAGUCCUUCCGGGAACAGAUGGCUAGUGACUGCAUCAGAGACAGCAACGCCCAGUGCCCCUGCGCCGCAAACAACAGUCUUUACUCCCGCAGUCGCAUCAAGCCCGCCUUUCGUCUGCGACUACCCGCCAAACACUUCCCCUUUCUCCGAACCCUUCGGCCUGAAAGAGUCCUUGGGGGGGGGCAGGUCUGAAGGGGUGCUGGUGACCCCCCAAGAAACGCUGAUAGACUUUUACAAGAGCGCUCAAGAGGCGCUCCAAGCCGGGCUGGGGGUUUUGGGAGCCAGGCCGGGGGCGAAUGAGCGUCCAACACGUAUCAAGAGGACAGCAGCGGAGCUGUGGGGUGAGGAGCCACAUCCGAAGAAGCGCUCAAAAGCUGCGGACUCGGGCGCGGGCGUGGGAGCGCGCGCCACUGACGAACCGGCCGCAGCGGAAGGGACGGGAGAGCUGGAUAAAUCUGUUGCGCCCGCCGCAGUCGCAACAGAAGUGGAACGGAACAGUGUGCCAGCGGGGAGUGGGGGAAAGGGCGACCGUGCAGGGAGAGAAGCAGUCGCAGCAGGCGCCCAGAUCGUUCCCCCAACCUCUGUUCUUUCCCUGAGCAAUCUACCGGCGACCUUUGCACCGGAGCCGUCUCCCGACGGAACGGACCCGGCCAAAAGCAGCGAUUCAGAGCCCUCCCGCGAAGACGAGGUCCCGAGUUCCGCUCCGCAAUCUUUAACAGAAGCAGCGGAUUCCAAGCCUCGGCAGAAGUAUCCGCCGUUUUCCCGGCAGGCCCUGUUCCAAGAGGAGCGCGCCGUGAUGAACGCCCUCUUGCGGGCCGUGCAUGCGCAGGGAGGCCCCAACAGGGCCCCCGUUCCUCUCUCCGCUGCUGGGCAGAGACUGCGCUCCAGUGGCCUAACCGUGUGGGGGAAACAUCCUAGGCCGUCCGUGAGAGCGCGCCAGCACCCCCUGUUCUUCAUCAUUCACACCAAGGCCGAUCCCGAGGGAAAGGACGUCCCUGCUGACGUCAGCCUGACGCAAUGGGGGUGGGAGGAGGCCGAACGGCUGCACCAGGAGGAGGAGGCCGCGAAGAUGACGUCAGCCGCGGCCGCGCCGCCGCUCGUCAGCUCGUUGGUGGGCGGCGGGGUCACUGUGGCGAGGCCGGUUGGCGAAACAGGCGGAGAAGGACUAGAGUGUAACUUCGCAGAAGAAGGCCCUGAAGGACCUCCAGAGGGUUUGCCGGGAGGACUUGAGAGGACGCAUGAGGUCGGGAAGGAGCCGCCAGGGGAAAAGUCAAAGGUACCCAGCUUCCAGGAGCCGGGGGCAUCGACCGGUGGUCUUGUCCAGGGAGGAGCGGACGGGAGAAGCGGGGAAGAAAGCGAGGGGGAGCCAAAGCUGAAGGACACCGCAAUGGCCCCCGAAUAUGCGGGACAAGAUAACGAAGGAGCCGGGAGUACCCUCACGUGA